Messenger RNA from Rangifer tarandus platyrhynchus (Svalbard reindeer), 441 nucleotides. The record is from the annotation of a GenBank genome assembly. Lineage: Eukaryota; Metazoa; Chordata; Mammalia; Artiodactyla; Cervidae.
AUGAGAUCAGCCCAGCUGGGCAGCCGGGGCCCAAGAUCCCAGAGCCGAGCGGCACAGUGGGUGGCUUCUGCCCCGACUGGCUCCACGAUGGGUUGGGACGGGCCUGGACGGCGGACACCCCUGCGAGACCCUGGGUCUGUGAUUGAGCGGAGUGCCGACCGCACGGAGGGAGGGAGGGAGCCACCCCCCGGGUGGAUGGAUGCAGCCCCCGCUGCCUCCCCAAGGGCCCGUAGUGAUGGCAGAGGCCAGGUCUGGGCUAAACCCAAGUCCUCUGUGCGGCCUCCCAGCAGGUCGGAGGGGGCCGUGCGGGAGGUGGGGGUGGCGGGCUCUCGGUGGGUGAUCAAGUGUGGAUGUUCCACACGCCCCGCGGCAUCUGUCUGCGCCAGCAUCCGCUCACUGCUGAGAGGCGUGUGCAGGGAAGGAGCUGGGCCCCAGGAGUAA